ACCGUAAACCCCCUCCCCCUACCUAAGCCUUAACUCCUAUUUAUCUCUCGAUCUUCGGUUUUCUUCCUUAAACAUUAACCCUAACCCUAGUUCGAGCCAUGAAGAUUUCUCUUCUGCCGGCGGUGAUCCGGGAGAUGCUCCUCCACCGGGGGCCGCUGCUCCGGUACGCGGCCACGUGGACGGCCGUCCUGACGGCUACGGUGGCGGUGACGUCGUUCGCGCCGGAGAUCGCGUUCGUGUGGGCGUUGUCGCCGGAGUCGGGUUUCGCCCAGCGGUGCCGGGCAGGCGCCGUUAGGGUUCCAGUGGAGGGGCCGGCGGGAGAGGUGGUGUGCGUGCCGGCGCAGCUAUUCGGGCGGUCGAAGGCGGACCUCUUCGUGCCCCCGCUCUUCGCCGCCCUGGUGGUUUGGGGCUCUGCCUUGUUCGUCCGAUCCGUCGGGCUGUGGGAGAGCGAGGAGGCGAUCGGGUGAUGGUGAUUUCUGAACGUUGAUUCCUGCGAGAUUUCGAGGGACGCGGAGGACGGAGAAAUUGUUGUAUUCUUCGGGUCGAAUUUGCGGCGCACAAGUACAUGAAACUUCCUGAGGCCCUGUUCUUCGUAUAAUUCCGUGCCGUUGGAUAUGAGAUUUGUAGGAAUAAUGGCCGUUCGAUUAAUCCGCUUGCUUGUGAAUUGCUGCAUCUUAUGAUUCGAUUAUGGUAUUGUUUGCCGAAAAAUU
This is a messenger RNA of Elaeis guineensis (African oil palm), 710 nucleotides long. RefSeq lists its product as uncharacterized. The record is from RefSeq and is a predicted model, not a curated record. Lineage: Eukaryota; Viridiplantae; Streptophyta; Magnoliopsida; Arecales; Arecaceae.